UUCGUUUAAUAUCUUUCAGUUUAACUUCUGGCCUGCAUAGUUAAGAUGGGAAGAUCAACUUUGCUGUGUGUGUUGCUGUGUUGGACUCUUCUGUGUGAGUGUCAGUCAGACAGGAGUCAAGCCAGUACAUCAAGAUGCUGGACUACUGUACACGACGAAGACCCCCCGCCGGCGUCAGCACCCGAGGACUUCGCCAUGAUGGCGCGAUACGUUGUCGAGUUCGCUAAACUGAUAAAUGUGAACGAAAUAUAUUUUUGCGUGACGCAAGAAUCCGGUUUACACGAGAGGACAUUAAAGCACAUUUUUGCCUCAACAUUGACUCGACAUAUGAUAUUCUUCUCGCCGUGUAACAUUGGUGCGAUGUGGGCCAGCGUACAGGCUCUGGAUGCUGGUUCAUUUCCUGAGAAUACCAUCCCACGGUUCCUCCGCCCAGCUGCUCUACACAUCACCUCCCGGACUGGACUCGCUACUACACUCUCCUCCUUAUGGCACAAAGACGUUGGAUACCACCUGGGGACUUACCACCUGGUGAUGGGUGUCCACCUUCCCCACUGCCAGGUGCAACUUAAAGCCAUUGCUCGAUGGUUCCAGGCCUCCUACAAUGUGAGCUCCAAGACAGUAGUAACGGAAGAAGUGUUUUUAUUUGGUGAUGAGAAAGAGAGCUUGCAUGUGCCUGUAACCAGCUGGGGCCCCCAAAAAAAGGGCCAUACUAUCACCGUGCUCCAACAGCCCACACUCGGGCCCCAAGACUUCCAGGGGCAUGUGAUCAAUGUUAUCUCUAUGGAAUAUGCGCCCCAGAUGAUGAAAUCUGCUCCAUGCACCGAGGAGAGUGCCUGCCCUCAAAACCGUCUUGUGGGCGUCACAUUGGGGAAUUCAGCAAAAGCGGUAAAUGAAACUGCUUACUAUGAAGGUUACUUGAUUGACAUUUUACUCACCCUUGCCACGGCUCUCAACUUCAGAGUGAACUUGAGCAUCCUGCACCCAGAUGAUGCUGUGGUUGGUGUUGACACUGGCGAUGGCAACUACUCCGGCCUCGUGGGGGCUCUUCAGUCUCUGAAAGCUGAUGUUGCUCUGUCAGGUUUCUCAAUGACACGUGAACGAUAUCAAGUUAUGGAUUUCUCGGUGCCAGUUGUCUAUAGUAGUGUGGCACUGUAUAUCUGGAGGAACUCUACGCUGCUCACGAUUGGUUGGGACACCUUCGUCCUGUCCUUUCACUGGGGAACCUGGCUGGCUGUUGUUCUUCUGCUUGCCAUAAUGAGCCUUAGCUUUAGUAUCAUAGUUUGGUAUCAGAGUGAUGAAGACCCACACUUCAGGAAUGGAUGCAAUGUUUUCUUCAUGCUUUUCUCGUGUCUCGUACAGCAAGGGUCAUGGAUCCUGCCCGUAACUGGGAGAGCACAAGCUGUCUUAUGGAUGUUUUGGUUUUCAUCAUUGGUGUUGUACGCCUCAUACACAGCUCGUCUCACAUCUUUCUUGACUGUGUCAUCUAUCAGGCUGCCCUUCUAUUCUCUUGAACAAGCUGUUAACACUCCAGGAUGGAAAAUAGGACUCCUAAGAGGCACUUCAACAUCCGAAGAGCUCGAGCGCUCUCAAGAGGACUACCUUCAGAAGAUACACAAUGAGAUUAAACAAAACCCAAGUCUGCUCUUCAGCACUGACAUGGAGGGCAUCAAUCGUAUAUUUACACAGCCACAAUAUGCAAUAUUAUCCGACAGAAUUAUUAUGGAUUAUUUACUGAAGGGUAACUGUUCAGUUAUAGAGGUACCUGGCAGCUACCUGGGCGGGUAUUGGCAUCUUGGAUUCAGAAAAAGGCUGCCGUAUGCCUCCAUUAUUAACCAAGAGCUGAUCAAGAUGUCUUCGGGUGGUAUACUUGACCGCUUGCACCAGCGUUGGUGGGGUAAACCCAUUCCCUGUGAAGCCCCUUCUCCCUACACAGAGCUGGGAUUCUCUAAUAUCUUGACUGCCUUCAUCUUACUGAUUGCUGGAGGCAUUUUAUCAAUACUAUUAUUGAUGUUGGAACUGUGCUAUAAACCUCGAUCAGGCCAAGCCUUAAUGUCUUCCAAUGCUAUACCUUCAACUCUCAAAACUAAAAUCUCAGACUAAUGAAUAGAAAAUCAAAUAUUAGUUGCAAGUCAAAGUU
Procambarus clarkii (red swamp crayfish) is the source of this 2137-nucleotide messenger RNA. Its product is annotated as glutamate receptor ionotropic, kainate 4. The record is from RefSeq and is a predicted model, not a curated record. Gene Ontology annotation, molecular function: ligand-gated monoatomic ion channel activity; signaling receptor activity. NCBI's taxonomy places the organism in Eukaryota, Metazoa, Arthropoda, Malacostraca, Decapoda, Cambaridae. Gene Ontology annotation, cellular component: plasma membrane.